AUGAGACAUUUCCUGCAACUAGGAUCAAGUACUUCACUUGGAAUCCCGGAAUUUGCGACUCUGGCUUCCCUCCAUACUAAUGAUGGUUGGCAACUCCCUCCUGCAAGAUCAGAGGCUCAAGUUCAGCUACACACAAUGCUUACAACGCUCGACCUUAUUGAAGAAGAAGAUUACUAUGAAUGGGAGAUAGAUGGCAGGAAGUGUAGUAGAUACUCAAUGGGCCACGUGUAUUAUCACCUUAGAGAUCAAGGAGUCUCUGUCCCUUGGUUCCAGACGGUUUGGAACAAAAGUGGAGUGCCAAGACACAGCUUUCUCUCCUGGCUGUUUGUUUUGAACCGUUGCCCUACGAGAGACAGAAUAAUUGGUUGGGGUCUUGCUACUCCAGCGGUAUGUCUGCUCUGCGAUGUGGAAUCCACGGUGAACGAUCUUGGAGCAGGGUCUUGCUGCAGCUGCAGGUGGUUAACAAACGAUCACCAAUUGGUAUGCUCUCCUUAUUAUGCUGGCAAGCGUGCUUGUAUUGGUCUUGGUCAGAAAGGAAUACCAGACUACACAGAAACAUCUUCUCCUCUUCUGAUGUUCUGA
Brassica rapa (field mustard) is the source of this 582-nucleotide messenger RNA. RefSeq lists its product as uncharacterized. The record is from RefSeq and is a predicted model, not a curated record. Lineage: Eukaryota; Viridiplantae; Streptophyta; Magnoliopsida; Brassicales; Brassicaceae.